Molecule: messenger RNA, 1077 nt
Organism: Plasmodium coatneyi
Lineage: Eukaryota; Apicomplexa; Aconoidasida; Haemosporida; Plasmodiidae
Product: Protein yippee-like
Exons: 2
Coding region: 474-860 (128 amino acids)
Cellular component (GO): ubiquitin ligase complex
Source: RefSeq, a predicted model, not a curated record
AGUACAAAAAAAAGGCAAACUAUCCAUGGAGAUUAUUUCACCCCCACAUUCCACUUAUGUAAACAUGAAAGAGAAGCUAAAUCAGAAUAAACUGCGCGAAGUACGCGUUACACUGUGAUCCUUUUUGCGUGUGAGUAUCCCCCUUCGAAAGCCGACUUGGGGUGUGGACUUCCAAUGGGGGCAGCUACUUAGCCGUGUGCGAUAGGCAUCACCCCCUGAAUGAUCACCCUUCGGAGGGGAUUGCCAUUUUGCCGCGUUUUUUCCCCGUGUAUUCUACCCCCUCCCUUUUAUAUUCAACCCUGUUUAUGCGUAGCUCUUUUGUGGUUGACCCAUCGCUUGCAUCGCCUGCGUAGCAAACCCGUUCGACCGUCUCUCCGUUGAGUUGUUACUCCGCCCGGACGGAUUAAUUGGCACUUUCGGGUCACCCCCCCCCUGACUGCACCCCCCCUUGGUUUUAACUCCCCUUUUAAUUUAUGGGUAGAUCAUUCAAGGUUUUCCUGAGCAACUACGUGUACAGCUGCUCCGAAUGUGGGAACCACCUGUCAGACCCCACCGAGUUAGUGUCCACGUCCUUCCGAGGGAGGACAGGCCCCGCAUGGCUUUUCUCCAAAGUAAUAAAUGUUUGCGAAGGACAGUACGAAGACAGAAUGAUGACCACGGGCCAGCAUACCAUCGUCGAUAUUUAUUGUAACAACUGUAGAAACAAUGUAGGGUGGAAGUAUGAGGACUCUUCGGAGGAAUCACAGAAGUAUAAAAAGGGAAAGUACAUUUUGGAGAAGGCGUUGCUUUCCUUUUUGGUUAUAGACCAACACGGGAAGGAGCAUGAGUUUGAGUUGAAGUCGUCUGACUGCGAUUUUUGACGGCGCGUCGGCAGCUAGCCACUAUGUGGCACUUCCCCCCUGGAUAGAUAAACAUAGCUCUAACAGCACUGUGCACAAGUCCGCUUUUUUCCCUUUCCUUUUUUUCCGCUUUUUUUGUUGCUCCUUUCGCACGUGUAUCGGCACGUGUCGGUACAUGUGUCCACACAUGUGAGUGCUGAUACGCACUUGCACAAAAGUACGCGACCUGUACAGUGCG